UUAUACAAAUGACCGGAAGCAAAUGUGCACAGACGUUUGAAAUUAUCAUUCACUUAAAUAACGUUAAAAUAAAUACAGCUUGGUAAAUUAAUUUAUUCUGUAAACUAGGUCGCUGUCACGCUUGCUUCAUUCAUUAAGUUCGGCUGGUUUAGAACGCAGACACAUUUUUCCGUCCAUAGAUUUACAGCGUUAACAGAAACAAAAUGGACAUUAAAUUCUGUUUACUUUUUGUCGCUCUUUGCGCUUUACUACAAAAAGCUGAAAGCAUUAAAUGUUAUGUCUGCAACAACCAACUAGAACCAAAGUGUGGCGCUACUUUGGAACUCAAGGGAUCAGAGGCCAAAAAAUACAUUGAGGAAUGUGAAGGGGAAACUGUCGCCUGCAAGAAACUAGAGUCAAAAGAUACUUACAAAGAAACUGUAUUGGUUACCAGAUCAUGCUUUAGCGCGAAUGAUACUCAAAUCCCGAGUGACUUCUUUACGUGCUCUAAAUUAUCACAGGGGAUAUCAUGCUACUGCAAAGGAGCAAGAACUGGAGAGCCUUGUAACGGAGCACCUGCCACAAUGACGUAUAUCUCAGUUACAACAACACUUCUAGCGACUAUUUUAAGUCAAUUUAUUUAGAGAUUUUUGUAUCAGAAUAAUGAAAUUCAUAUGCAUGCCUUGUAUUAAAAAAAACUUUUAAUUUUAGUUAAUUGUGAUGUUUAUUUUUAUUAAUAAAAUACGCCUUUUUGUGUAGGUUUAGAAUUCUAAAUUUUUGGCACAGUUCGAUUAUCAUAUGUUUGGUGGUGUCUUCUUUUCAAUGGAUAAACUAUUUCGUAACAAUCACCGCCAUCUUUUAUAGUCCAUAUUCGUCUAUAUUUGUCAUUGAAACUUUCUUUACUUACAGUUAUCAUAUAUUACGAAUAUACCGCCACUUUGUAUUUGUUAAUUAAUGUUUAUAAUACUCUAGAUUGAUUUAAUCAUUGCUUCAUACUGGCUUUGGUGCUCGUAUAACGUUAGUAACCGAAAAUACUGAACGACUAACGAAAAUUAAACGCGCCAACACCAUUUGUCGUAAAACAAUGACUUUACCAUAUUUUACAGAGUUAAACACGAAUUUAUGCUUUUCAACACACGAAUCUAUACUUUUCAACACACGGAUUUAUGCUUUUCAACACACGAAUUUAUGCUUUUCAACACACGAAUUUAUGCUUUUCAACAUUGUCUACACAGAGUUAGCACAGUUUGAUGUUAAUUGUUCAAUUUCUUUUUUGUGUGACGUUAUUGCUUUUAAUUUAUAUGUAGUUAUAAUUGUUUAAUAUAGUUAUUACGACAUUUUUUGGCGUGUUCCAUUCUCGGAGUCUUUCAGCAUUUUAGAGUACUUUUAACAUGGACAGUGCUUUCCAACCUACUAAAAGUAAAAGGUAUACAGGGGCUUACAAGUAGGACCCGGGCUCGACAAUGACCCAAAUAGCAACAAUAACCGGAUCUCAUUUUUUGGAGCUUUAUUAGAAAAUUAUAUUAUAUAGAGCUGAUUAUAUAUCUUCUAAUGUAGUCAUUUAUCUUCAACUUUUAAAGUGGUUAUGUUAAAUGCGGGAGACAGGGUUAUAAAGAACAGGUUUUUAUCAAGUUAUUGCAUUUUGAACUAUUGUCGAUAUUUCCAGAGGAGAAAAUAUAAUAAAAUAGAUAACUCAAA
Molecule: messenger RNA, 1677 nt
Organism: Ruditapes philippinarum (Manila clam)
Lineage: Eukaryota; Metazoa; Mollusca; Bivalvia; Venerida; Veneridae
Exons: 3
Coding region: 204-623 (139 amino acids)
Biological process (GO): sleep; positive regulation of voltage-gated potassium channel activity; regulation of synaptic transmission, cholinergic
Source: RefSeq, a predicted model, not a curated record